AUGGCCCAGUACCCGCUUGACAUGGGCAAAGCUGGAAAGACCCACCAGCAGGUUGUGGCGCUUACCACGGACUCCGAUGGGAAGAUCGCAUGGGAUGCUGUCAUCAAACAUAGGUCAGACAAACUGGCUGUUUGGACCCGGCCGGAGCACUCAAGAGAGAAGUGGUCCAAGCCAGAGGAGCUUGAGAGACCAUCCCUGGAGUUAGACAUCCUGAACACCGAGCGAACGCAGAAGGCGCUGGAGAUGGCCCUGAACGGCAAGAUCCAAGCUGGUGUGCCAAAGAAGCAAGAGCAGAAGGAAGCUGAGUUUAUUCGAUACACGCCGAAUCCCAAUGCGCCUGGCUACACUCCCAACUGCCGGGAGCGUGUCAUCAAGUUGGUGGAAAGGCAGAUCGACCCAUUCCAGCCGCCGAAGUUCAAGCACAAGAAGGUGCCGAGAGGACCUCCAUCGCCGCCGCCGCCAGUGCACCACUCUCCUCCCAAGAAGCUGACGGCCAAGGACCAGAAGGAUUGGAAGAUCCCGCCGUGCAUCUCCAAUUGGAAGAACGCAAAGGGAUACACCAUCCCGCUGGACAAGCGAUUAUCCGCGGAUGGGAGAAGUUUGCAGGACGUGGCAGUGAACGACAAGUUUGCCGCGAUCAGCGAGGAUUUGUACUUGGCCGAGCGUAAAGCUCGAGAAGAAAUCAAGAUCAGAAAUGACUUGAUGCGACAGAAGAAGGUUCGGGAGGAGGAGAUCAGAGAGCAGCAGCUGCGAGACUUGGCAGCCCAGGCAAGGGUGCAGCGCGCGGAACUCGCAGCAGCGCCUACCAAAGAUGGGGAGGAGGGUAAGGAGGCUGAAGACAGACGGCAGCGCAUGGAGGUCCUGAAGGAGCGACAGCGGGAGAUAGAGCGAGACCAACGUUUGGAACUGGCAGGCAUGGCUGGAUAG
This is a messenger RNA of Effrenium voratum, 927 nucleotides long. NCBI's taxonomy places the organism in Eukaryota, Dinophyceae, Suessiales, Symbiodiniaceae. The record is from the annotation of a GenBank genome assembly.